AUGUUGAUUUCAGAAUUAAUUAUGGGUUCAUGGUCUGUAGCAAUAUUUCGAUUGAAAAAAUCAAGAAAAGUUGGCUGUGGCUAUUACCUUUUAGUAUCAUCGAUUAAUUCAAUGAUUAUGAUUCUUUUAUUGACAUAUAAAUUUUGGCAACUUGUUCUCUCGCAAAUGUCAUACAUAACGAAUAGAUCAAUACUAUUGGCUAAUUGUGUUUCAACUGAAGUAAUUCUCAAAUCUUGUUUAGCAUCAAAUGAAUGGCUUGAUGCUUGUGUGGCUAUUGAACGAAUGCUUUCUGUCAUCAAAGGUGUGUCGUUCGACAAAAAUAGGAGUAGAACAAUAGCCAAACGAGUGAUUUUUCCUGCUAUUAAUUUAAUCAUGCUUACACAUGUUCAUGAACCCCUCCAUCGCCAAUUGAUCAAUGAUUUAGAUGAAGAUCAACAACGAAUAUGGUGUUUAUCUUCAUAUUCACCUAUAAUGACUAAAUACAACACAUUUAUUACUCUCUUUCAUUAUAUUGGCUCUUUUUCAAUUAAUUUGAUAUCUGCUUUAACAAUUAUUAUAGUGGCAGCUCGUAAUCGAUUUAAAGUAGAAUCAGGACGAGCCUUUAAGAAGCAUUUUUAA
This is a messenger RNA of Rotaria socialis, 618 nucleotides long. The record is from the annotation of a GenBank genome assembly. Lineage: Eukaryota; Metazoa; Rotifera; Eurotatoria; Philodinida; Philodinidae.